UCGCGCCGGUGGCUGCAGUCGAGACAUUCUAGUGGUGGCGGCGACGGCCGCUGCUGGAAAGAGCGGGAGCCCGGGCGGGCGUCGAGCGUGGGGCGGGUGGGAAAAUGGCGGUCGUGUUAGCCUGGCUGUGGAACGAGCGCUUCUGGUUUCCGGUCAACGUGACGUGGGCCGAUUUGGAGCAAAAGACCCCCGAGGCAUACCGCGUCGGUCACCUUCUGGCAGCGUUCCCGCUAGCCGCCGGCCUCUUGGUCUUAAGGCACUUCUUCGAGAGUAUGUUGGAUGAGCCAUGUAAACAAGAUUACUUUUCUGUUUUUCAGCCCAUAACACCUGACAUUUAUUACUAUUAUGUCUUCGAACUGGCCCAUUACUUGUCUCUUAUGUAUUCACAGUUUACUGAUAUUAAGCGAAAGGAUUUCUUCCUGAUGUUUGUCCAUCAUGUGGCUGCUGUUGUACUCCUUAUCUGCUCCUACAUAAACAAAAUGGUCCGAAUAGGUACUUUGGUCAUAUGUCUCCACGAUUCAGGAGAUAUAUUAUUAGAACUUGCAAAAUUGUUCAACUAUGCGAAGUAUCAGCGACUCUGUGAUGCCACCUUUGUAUUAUUUGGUGUGGUGUUUCUUAUUACCCGCUUGGGGAUUUUUCCUAUUUGGAUAUUGAAUAGUACCAUGUUUGAAAGCUGGGAAUUAGUUGGCCCCUAUCCAUCCUGGUGGUUGUUCAAUAGCCUUCUCUUAAUACUACAAGUAUUACAUAUAAUCUGGUCCUACUUCAUCAUUCGCAUUGCCUGCAAAGCUAUGGCACGAGGAAAGGUAUUAAGAGAUGAGCGCAGCGAUGUGGAGAGCAGCUCUGAAGAUGAUGUGACUUCAAACAACAGAAAAGGAAUUAUUAACACUUCAAGCAAUGAUUGCAAUCGGAUAAAUGGCCAUGUAAUUAGUGACCAAUGGGCAGAAGAGUAAAAACAGGGGAUAGCUGCCCCACAAUCCAAAGAUUUGAAUACAAAUAUCUAGAAAUGCCCAGUUACAAGAAAUUUUUAAUCAACUGCCUCACCACUCCCAAAUCCUCUAGCGAAUCUGAAACAGGACAGCACAGGCAGUUUUGCACAGGAUGAAGAAGCUGUUUGCUAGUGCAAAACGUUUUUCGACUUCAACGUUUAAAGAAAAUAAGCCAUUUUGAAUUUAAUGUUUGUUGAAAUAUGUAAGAGGAAAGAAAAUAGGCUUCAGAAUUUUUGUUUUUUGGGGGGUUAAGCUUGAUCACCAACAGGUUUUGUCUGCUUUAUGGCAUUCCAGGAUUUUUGGACAACGAUCUAUCACUCUAUAUUUCUUGUAGGACCUAUUGGGCUACAGCUAAAGAACCUGGGGAUUGUGCUACAGAUAGAUUGAAGGGUUUGCUUAUAUCAAUGGCAAAUAUUUUUUUCCUCAUGUCAUCUUACUGAGUGAUAAGAAAGAUGAAGCUGGCAUUUAUUUGCCUUGAGUGAUGCAGCAUCUCCAAAGUCUUCAUUGUGAUUUCCUACAACAUCCUCCUUUUCAUACAAAUUCUGGAUUUGAGUUCAUUUAAGAAUUACAAAAUGAGAUGAGUAGUUUUCAGUGAUAGGAUUGUAGAUAGGGAUGACCAGUGUUUGUUGCUAAUUGUCUCAUAAAGAUAAGUUGUGAAUGUACCCAUGUUUUCAGAAGAAAAGUGAUAUCCUGGAUGAACCUCAAUCUUGUGCGAUACUGCUGGGAUGCAGUGGCCAUCUCACAGGGAUUGGGUCUCCUGUCCCCACUUGCCUUUUAUUCAGUGGUACUUCAAAGGAGAUGGAAGAUGGGGAAGUGUUGAUAGGACUUGGGUUUUGGAAAUCCCCUGAAUUAUCAUCAUUUUAUAUUAUUGUUUACUCUGUGAUUAAAAAAUCCUUGAUGAAUAAGA
This is a messenger RNA of Pseudonaja textilis, 1893 nucleotides long. Lineage: Eukaryota; Metazoa; Chordata; Lepidosauria; Squamata; Elapidae. The record is from RefSeq and is a predicted model, not a curated record.